Molecule: messenger RNA, 789 nt
Organism: Penicillium oxalicum
Lineage: Eukaryota; Fungi; Ascomycota; Eurotiomycetes; Eurotiales; Aspergillaceae
Gene: cdc31
Product: putative cell division control protein Cdc31
Exons: 2
Coding region: 1-789 (262 amino acids)
Biological process (GO): spindle pole body duplication
Cellular component (GO): mitotic spindle pole body; half bridge of spindle pole body
Molecular function (GO): calcium ion binding; microtubule binding
Source: RefSeq, a predicted model, not a curated record
AUGGCUUCGGGCCAACCCUUCGCGUCGCGCUCCUACGCGGGCGCAAAGCUGCCCGAGCGCUCCGUGAAUCAGAAUGCGAUGCCGUUUAGCGCGUCUGCGUUCUCGAGGCAUCGAGGACUAGGAAAUGCAGCUUCUGCAGACUUUGGCGGGGCUGAUGGGCCCAAACAGACACAGCAAUCUACAAAUGCGCCGGCCGCGACACAAUCUCAUGGGGCGGGCCAGGAUGCGAAUCCGUUGAGUCGAUUGACUGAAGAGCAGAGAGAGGAGAUUAAUGAAGCUUUCACUCUCUUCGAUCUCGACCGUGAUCGCCAUCUCGAUUAUCACGAAUUGCGCGUCGCUUUUCGCGCACUCGGCUUCACCUUGACCAAACAAGAGCUCAUCUCUCUCCUCACAACAUACGGUGUUCCCCGUCCCCAAGUCCAACAACAGCAGCAACAACAGCAACAGCAACAGCAGCAAUCCUCCACCUUGCAACAACACUCCAAGCUCAACACAGCCUCGAACCCUCAACAUCCAUCCAAUCUGCUCAUGCCACUCUCUUCAUUCCAAGCAGUCACCGCGCUCAAGAUCCUCGAGCGUGACCCGCGUGAUGAAAUCCUCCGCGCCUUUGAGCUCUUCGAUGAAGGAGGGAAGGGGUUCAUCGAUCUGGAGGACUUGCGUCGUGUGGCUCGCGAAUUGGGCGAGACCGGAUUGGAAGAGGAAGAAUUACGGGCGAUGAUUGAGGAGUUUGAUCUCGAGGGUGUCGGCGGUGUUACGAGGGAGGCCUUUGUGGGAAUUUGUUGGCAAUGA